Cololabis saira (Pacific saury) is the source of this 3468-nucleotide messenger RNA. It is a transcript of the gene ahcyl2b, whose product is annotated as adenosylhomocysteinase like 2b. NCBI's taxonomy places the organism in Eukaryota, Metazoa, Chordata, Actinopteri, Beloniformes, Belonidae. The transcript is spliced from 17 exons. Gene Ontology annotation, biological process: L-methionine cycle. Gene Ontology annotation, cellular component: cytosol. The record is from RefSeq and is a predicted model, not a curated record. The coding region runs from base 56 to 1822 and encodes 588 amino acids.
ACAUCCGCUCGCCUCGCUAUCUGCUCUGGAAAAAGGACUCGGAGAAGCCGCGGCGAUGUCAGUCCAGGUUGUGGCAGCGAAAAUGGCAGAGGUCGACCUGAAAGACGCCCCCGCCGGGAAGGAGCCGUCCCCGCUGAGCCCGGCGGGCCCCGCGCCGGAGGAGAAGCUGCUGGCCGGAGCCGCGGUGGGGUCCCCCGGCAGAGCCGGGGACGCCAGCCCGGGCUUGCUCGCCCCAAACACGGCCAAGCUCCCGCAGGCGUCCGCGAUGAAGCGCUCCGACCCGCAGCAGAACGGCGGGGAGGCGUUUGUCAACCGCGACGGCACCGUGGCCGAAGCCCCGCGGAUGAAGAAGAUCCAGUUUGCGGAGCAGAAACAAGAGUUCAACAAGCGACCCUCCAAGAUCGGCCGGCGCUCUUUGUCCCGCUCCAUCUCCCAGUCUUCCACAGACAGCUACAGCUCAGCGGCAUCGUACACGGACAGCUCAGACGAUGAGACAUCCCCUCGCGACAAACAACAGAAAAACUCCAAAGGCAAUGGAGACUUCUGCAUCAAGAACAUCAAACAGGCCGACUUUGGACGCAGAGAGAUUGAGAUCGCUGAGCAGGAGAUGCCAGCGCUGAUGGCUCUGAGGAAGCGAGCCCAGGGGGAGAAACCCCUCGCUGGUGCCAAGGUGGUGGGCUGCACUCACAUCACUGCCCAGACUGCUGUGCUGAUGGAGACUCUGUCAGCGCUGGGGGCUCAGUGCAGAUGGGCAGCAUGCAACAUCUACUCCACUCAGAAUGAGGUGGCAGCUGCUCUGGCAGAGGGAGGUUUCAGUGUAUUUGCAUGGAAGGGCGAGUCGGAGGACGACUUCUGGUGGUGCAUCGACCGUUGUGUCAACGUUGAAGGCUGGCAACCCAACAUGAUCCUUGAUGAUGGUGGAGACCUGACUCACUGGAUUUAUAAAAAAUAUCCAAACAUGUUCAAGAAGAUCAAAGGCAUUGUGGAGGAGAGUGUUACUGGAGUGCACAGGUUGUACCAGCUGUCCAAAGCAGGGAAGCUGUGCGUUCCAGCCAUGAAUGUCAACGACUCGGUUACCAAGCAGAAGUUUGACAACCUCUACUGCUGCAGAGAAUCCAUCUUAGACGGCUUGAAGAGGACCACUGACGUCAUGUUUGGAGGCAAGCAGGUGGUGGUGUGUGGAUACGGAGAGGUUGGAAAAGGCUGCUGCGCUGCUCUCAAAGCGAUGGGCUCCAUCGUCUACGUCACAGAGAUCGACCCCAUCUGCGCUCUGCAGGCCUGCAUGGACGGCUUCAGGCUGGUGAAGCUCAACGAAGUCAUCAGACAAGUGGACAUCGUCAUCACCUGCACAGGCAACAAGAACGUGGUGGUGAGAGAGCACCUGGACCGCAUGAAGAACGGCUGCAUCGUGUGCAACAUGGGACACUCCAACACGGAGAUCGAUGUGGCGAGCCUGCGGACUCCUGAACUAACCUGGGAGAGAGUUCGCUCUCAGGUGGACCACGUCAUCUGGCCCGAUGGGAAGAGGAUAGUUCUGCUGGCAGAGGGUCGUCUGCUGAACCUCAGCUGUUCCACUGUGCCCACGUUUGUGCUCUCCAUCACUGCCACAACCCAGGCUCUCGCUCUGAUAGAGCUCUACAACGCCCCUGAGGGACGCUACAAGCAGGAUGUUUAUCUCCUGCCAAAGAAGAUGGAUGAGUACGUGGCCAGCUUACACCUCCCAACGUUCGAUGCACAUCUCACAGAGCUGAGUGACGAGCAGGCCAAGUACCUGGGCCUGAACAAGAACGGGCCCUUCAAGCCAAACUACUAUCGGUAUUAAACCAGUGUUGGGGGUAACGUGAGGAGAUCUCAGUACUCUAUGAAUCACCCAGGAGGAUGAAGAGGAGGACAGAAGGACAGAUGGAUAGACUAGUCAACACGCCUGCUUUAAAUCUGGGGGAGGAGGGGCGUGUCUUUCCCUAAUCAUGGCAGUCGUUUAAUUUAUUCACACUUUACCACAGUAAUAAUGAAAUAAUAAUAAUGAUCUUUGUGGAGCUGCUCCUGCCAUUUGCCACUAGCUAGCUCCUCUUCUCCUGGAAGGUGUUUCACCUUCCACUCGUCUUUUUCACCAUCAUCCUCUUAAGAUGCUCAUUUGUGUGUCGAGUUGUACGUAAAUCCUCCAUCCUUCACUUUACAUUGCCAGAUCUUUUAUUCUUUAUUUGUUAAAGUUGAAUUUACAGAUGCUGAAAAAAAUAUAUAUACUCUAUAAAAGAAAAAAAACUUGAUUUAAAAAAAAAAAAGAAAAGAAAAGAAAAAAUGUUCGAAUGCAGAUUUAAUGACGGACUAUUUUUUUCCAAUAUUUUUUUUUCUUUUUCGCUGUUGUCGCUGUCUUUUCUACCUGUGAUUUUUUUUUUUUUCUCUCUUUCUUUUUUUUUUCUCGUGUAAAAUUUUCAAGGGGGUGGGGCUAGAUUUAGUUGGAGGCUCUCACGGUCCAAUCAUGUUAAAUUUUAUUUGACUGCUAUCCACUUUUGUUUUUAAGCAUUUUUUUUCUAAACGAUGUCUUCUGUCUCUCGGGUUCAGUUUUCUUUCUUUUUCCUGUGAAAGCACGACUGGAAAGCAACUGCUUCUUCUCGCCUUCACUUGAACCCACAGUGAAACCAUCUCAUUGGUGGCUUCUCUCACGGCUUCCAGCUGCUCAAACAUGCCAGUGUUGAAGUAAUGAGAAGUAUUGAACCUUUGUUUUUAAUUUUUUUUAUUUGGUUUCCUCCUUUGACAAAGGUUGCUAUACUGUAUUAGAAGCAUGGCAGAUUGUCAAAUCAUUGCAAAGGUAUACUGUAUAUUUAGAUAUUUAUAUAGAAUUUAAGAUAUUUCUAUGGUUUUCUCUCCUGCACCAUUUAAUUUCUUUAGUUUUUUUUGACAAAAUGAAGAUGUCACACUGAUAAGCAAUUAAAUGUUCUUAUGAUCUGUGUAAUAAAUGUAUUCGAACCCUCAAUUUGAAUACUGUGACAGAAUAUUUACAGAACUUAGAGGAAGUUGUCGCCAGGCCAGUUCAGAAGAUGUAAUAUCAAAUCUUACGUUUUAUUUUCUCUCUCGUAUUCACAUCUGUGCAUUUUGGUUUUUAACGUGGAUUUUGAUUUACUAUAGAAGAUUUUUAUCCUGAAUUGAGCUGGAGUCGCUACCUGCUGUAGGUGUUCCCAGCUUGCCUGAAUCUGUCCUUUUUCCCGUCGGCCUGCUGCCAGCUCUAAACCCAGAAUGUGGCACCAAAUGCUAAAACACGUGAUUUUAUAAAAACUCUAUUCCUGUGUGGAAAUUCUCUGUACUGUAUUGCACAUGGAAAUUAAAAACUUCUUUCUCACAGGUGGCACAAAAAUCCUCACGUGCCAGAAAUACCACUUCUGACCACAUGGGGGCGCACAGACCCGCUGGGCCACUGACGAUACGUGUUCAUGAAUGGAGCUGGUCUGGAACAUAGACAUAUAUACGUAU